Molecule: messenger RNA, 2527 nt
Organism: Gambusia affinis (western mosquitofish)
Lineage: Eukaryota; Metazoa; Chordata; Actinopteri; Cyprinodontiformes; Poeciliidae
Gene: lg11h2orf69
Product: linkage group 11 C2orf69 homolog
Exons: 3
Coding region: 228-1223 (331 amino acids)
Cellular component (GO): mitochondrion
Source: RefSeq, a predicted model, not a curated record
GAUCAACAGCGCCUCUCUGUGGUUACAAACGGUCUCUAACUGUCACUAUUUGAAUACAUUUCUUUAAAAAUGUUCUACAGUGUGAGGCGGGUCAUUUUUGCUAAUUGACAGAGUAUUUAUUUUAGUUCGAGGUUACAGGAAGUCGUUGUUGUGCUGUCUGCUAGCAGCAGUGUUUACUGCCUGCGCAGAGGAGCAGAAAACUGUCAACUCAUGUUGGCUCGGAGUCCAUGUUGUGUUCCAGAGCAUUAGCAGCCGUAGCAGCGGGCAUCUCUCUCAUCACCGUGGCCGAACACAUGAGCUCCGUGGCGGGAACCGCUCACUGUGGGCUCCGGGGGCCGCAGGGCUCCGGCAGCCCGAACGGGAGGCGGCUGCAGCGGCUGGUCGGAGUCUCCGGUUGCGGUCCGAACCGGGUCAACGACCUGCUGCUGCUGCGGCCCGAAUCCGACGAGGAGAGCUGCUCCGGAACCAAGGACAGGGGCAGCAACAGACACGUUGUCUUCUUCCAUGGAGACAUCCAGAACUUCAAGGAGGAGAUGGCCCUGCAGCCGGAGGCGUCUCAGUGGCUGUCCUGGAGUCUGGAGCAGGUGGCCCUGGUUCUGGGCCAGCGGUUCCCCAACAGGAACAUCUGGGUGGUCAAAGCCUCCCACAUGUACCUCAACAAGUUCAGCUGCUACCAGAACUUUGUGGAGAGCAACAUGUUCGGCGCGCCGGAGCACACCGCCUACAACGCCGACGGAGGAGCUUUUCACCAGCUCAGGUCGCUGCUGACCAACGCCAUGGAGCGGGCCAAGCUGCCGUCUGCAGGGGGCGCCGACGGUCUGCCGCCCGGGUUCUCCCUGACCCUGGUGGGCUUCAGUAAGGGCUGCGUGGUUCUCAACCAGCUGGUGUACGAGCUGCUCGGGGCGCGCGCCGACCCCAACAUGGCCGCCUUCGUGCGGCGGAUCUCGGACGUGUUCUGGCUGGACGGGGGACACCCGGGCGGCAGCCGCACCUGGGUGACGGACCGCGAGGCGCUGCGGGAGCUGGCGGCCAGCGGCAUGUCCGUGCACGCGCACGUGACCCCCUACGAGGUGCGCGACCCCAUGCGGGCCUGGGUGGGCCGCGAGUACGGCGUGUUCAUCCAGACCCUGGAGGAGCUGGGCGCCUGCCCCAGCAGGAAGCUGCACUUCCAGGACGAGCCGCCGUCCAUCCAGAACCACUUCCGGGUCAUCCUGGAAUUCUGAGUUCUGCUUCUUGUUUUGGUCUUAGAACUUUACGAACAUGACGGGAAACAUGUUUACAUUUGAUGAAACAUGAAGAAUUCAUGUUAAUUUUAUAUUUAACCAAAUUAUAUCUGAUGUAGCAUUCAGAGUACGGAGGGCCAAAAAUGACUAAAUUAAACCUCAUUGAGUUAAAUAAAUAAAUGUUUGAUGUAAUAAACAUAAUAAAGGGUUCCUGUUUGGUGACUUUGACCACAGGAACAGGAACCAUAAAUAAACACGAUUCAUUUUGUGCAUCGGCUGUUAUAAGUUUGCAUCUAAAUGAUUAAUUUUCAUAUUUAAUAAAGUGUCUUAAAUAAAUGCACAUGUAUCUUUUUAAUGAGCUAAAAUGUAAUUUUGUCUCUUCUGGCCCUCCGUACCAGAAGUAAACAGCCUCAUUCCUUCAGUCUGAAUCCAGGGUUUAUUUUUCUUCCUUUGAUGAACUGAAACAUGGCGGUUCUGGUUCUGCUGUUGAGCUCCAGAACUCGACCCGACCCAGUUAGUCACUGGUUUGAGGAGGAAAACCAGCCCACAGCAUGAUGCUGCCACCACCGCCUCCAAAACAAAAACAUCCCAGUUUAUCUCCACUGUGGAGUCAAACAUCUCAACAUCCAACCAAACAUCCAUCCAUCCAUCCAACCAAACAUCCAACCAAACAUCCAUCCAACCAUCCAUCCAACCAUCUAAACAUCCAUCCAACCAAACAUCCAUCCAACCAAACAUCCAAACAUCCAUCCAAACAUCCAUCCAACCAUCUAAACAUCCAAACAUCCAUCCAAACAUCCAUCCAACCAUCUAAACAUCCAUCCAACCAAACAUCCAACCAUCCAUCCAACCAAACAUCCAACCAUCCAAACAUCCAUCCAUCCAGUUCUGAUUUCAGCAGCUGAAUGUCGAUCAAUUUGUUCAUUCUGAAAUUAAAAAGGUUCAAUAAUCAAUAAAAUCUCUGAUUGGCCUCCAUGAUGGAUGAAGCUCCUCCCUCUUCAUCACCUACUCCUCCUCCUCAGUUAGCAGUGUGACGCUAGCGGCUCGUUUUCCUGAUGUUUCUGCUGAAUGUAACUUCUGAUUCAUUCCUUGCUGUCGUGCUGCUGGUGGCCAGCAGGGGGCGCCACUGGGACAGACACACCACACUGAUGCUGUUUUCUACAACUUUAAUGAGCUUUUCCAGUUUGCUGUGUGAUGCCUACAGAUUAGCCAGCAGUUAUCAGAUUACAGAUUAUUUCUUCUGUUGAAGAUGUAAUUACGCUCAAACAUUAAAAAACAAAUAAAAAUAAAGUUACAUCCUUUCA